Molecule: messenger RNA, 1419 nt
Organism: Mycena citricolor
Lineage: Eukaryota; Fungi; Basidiomycota; Agaricomycetes; Agaricales; Mycenaceae
Source: the annotation of a GenBank genome assembly
AUGUCACACGGCAGAGCCUCAUUCUCCGAGGAGCAGGCCCAAACCGAUCUUUUGCUCGUCGUGCCUCCGCGGGGUGUGCCGCUGGAUACCGAGCAGCGCGGACAUACAGUGCUCAAGGUCGUCGCUGGUGACAAAUCCGCACCACAUGUCCUCCGGCGCGUUCCGAACGAGAUUCUGUCGCAAAUUCUGCUCGCUGUACUGGAGGAUGCCCCGCUGGGGGAGUUCAUAUGCCCGCCGUGGUACCUCGGACACGUGUGCCAGCACUGGCGCGCUCUGGCACUCGCUUUGCCCGGGCUGUGGACUGUCAUCACCUACGACGGCUUACCCGAGAAGACGAAGACGCUUAUCGAGCGCGCCAGCAACGAACUGCUGCGGGUGAAGUUUCGGAUGCCGCCGGGUGGAGGGAGGGAGCGCCACGACCAGGCGCUGGCCGUGCUGGACAUGCUGAUGGAUGUGUCGGAGCGCUGGAUGGCAGUGAGCAUGGAUCUGAGGCCUAGCCUCGUGCAUAGGCUGUCGGUCCUGAGGGGGCGGCUGCCUGUUUUGGGUUUUCUCGGGUUCGUUCUGUCGGCGACGACGCGGUACAGCGGCGACGGCGUCGACUACCGAGACACGGUCAAUGCGUUUGAGCUUACUCCGCGGCUGCAUGACGUGUCCCUGCACAACCUUGCUGGGAUCCGACACCCCGACCCCAUCGCGCUACCCUGGCAACAGCUCACUCAUCUCCGUCUGUCUAUCCAUCGCCCACAGCACCUGCUCUUGCUGCAGUCGACGCCGGGUCUUGAAUGGGCCUCUGUGGACUUUCGCACAGAAGCGCAUGCGGUCUUGUUCACAACACAGAUUGACGUGGAUCUGCCCGCUCUACGGCGACUAUUCACGCGGGACAUCAUCUUCUUCGACGUGCUUAACGCACCCCUUCUUGAAGAGGUCUAUACGGUCAACGCAGAUCCGACACCCCUCCUCCACUUCCUCGAGCGCUCGCAGGCUCAGACUCGCAAACUCCGUACGCUGCGGCUUGCGUGGGCCACAACGCGAACUGUGUCUCUUAUUCUUGAGGCCGCACCUCAGAUCACGUCACUCGGACUGCACUGCGGCUCCGAUAAAGAGGCCGAUGCUUUGGUGUCGCAGCUCACCGUCCAAGCUAAUGCUACACCGUGCAUGGGGCCGAACGUAACGGAUAUGACGCUCGUUUUCGACGAACAAAUCGUUGGACCGGGCGCGCUGAUGCGUAUGAUAGAGUCGCGGGCUGCAUCGGACGGUGCCAAAUGUCGAAAGCUGGAACAUACCAGGAUCUGGAUUACGGUUGAGACGAUGGCGGUGAGCGAGCAGAUGAUGGAUCGGUUCAAAGUUUUGCAGGAAACACAGGGAUUGGUUUACGAGGUGAAGUGGGGUCCAAACCUCAUAGAUGACUGGGACGAUUGA